GCCGAACCAUAAGCGCGACCGGACGUGCGAAAUACCAUACGGCGAGAGCCGCAGGUGAGGCACGUCGGAGCUUCCACACAUCGGACCCCCCCUCCUGCUCCGCCAACUGCUACACGAUGAAGCCGCUCGUCUGCUGGCAAAGCCUUUUCGCUGUUUUGUCUCUCUCGCUCUUCGACUACGGGAACUGCCAGCUGUACCGGCGGCUUCGUCUGGUGCCGCCGAUGAACGCAACCGCCGUCUGCCCGAACGUGGCCUGGGCCGGCGAGGAGGACUACGCCAGGACCGUCUGGUUCUUUCCGAACGGCAGCCGCGUCGUCAGCGGAGGGAGAACCGCCGUCGACGAAGCUCGCGGGGUGCUCGACGUCGUCGACCCGAGGAACGAGGACCUCGGAGUGUACAUGUGCGUCUCGCUCAGGGGCUCGGACACGGCCGAGGCGAACGCCACCCUGGCCUUCAUGGAGAUCUACAGCGCCCAGCGGAGGACGCUGGCGGAGAGGCUGUGGAUCGGAGGCCUGGCCUCGCUCUGCGUGCUGGUCGCGGUCGCGUUCGUGAGCCUCGUGAUGAAGUUCCGGUACCGACAGCCGCCAACCGACAAGCGGGCAGGAGCUCCCACGGACGUGAGCGAGGGAGUCGUGAACAAGAGGUUCGAGACCGACGAGAUGUCGACCGUUUUCUAAGCGCUUCUCGGGCUUCUCGGCUUAACCGACGAGGAGGAGGACGACGUCGGGGGGUCGUGGAUGUGUGGAGGAACGGCAUCGCCAGUAUACGCUCGAUAUGUGGCUUCUACGGGACAUUCAUUUUUAUUUGUAUUUUUUUACGUCUUUAUCUAUAUGUCAUAGGUGAGACACAUAAUACUCGUUCAGUCUCUUUUUUACCAGGGUCUCUGAAGCAAUUUUAUAUUUCCAGAAAACAAGGGACAAUUAAUGAUUAACUUAUUACUUGUUGAACAACUCGAUUCUCUUGUCUGUUUCGCAAUGCUUUAUUGUUUCUGUGUGCAGUGAACUGUAGACGUCGGUAGAAGUUCGUUAUUUCCAAUGUCAACAAGGAAAACACAAAACAGAGUGCAAAAAAGAAAAGCGCCUGCUUGCCUUGUUUACUUUCCUUGCGAAACAUUGAAAAUAUGUGGCAGAAGCGCAAGAUGCGAAAUGUUUCUGGAUUUAAGAGCUUUAUUAGUAUUUUGUACGUCCUAAGUGGAAAUGCUGAGUGAACCACACUGCAGUCUAACAUAUGCAAUUCAUUAUUACAGCGGAGGAUCAUUUGUAUUUUGCUGCUUCUGGGCAACCACUUGCAUAAUAAUCUUCCACUUCCUAUGUAGAUAUACUAUAUAUAACAGGAUGUGAUUAUGCCCCCUCCCCCUCCUUCAUUGAACAUCUCACGGCGUGCUUUCACUUCGGCCUGUUGAUGGCACAAUAGCUUGCGCAGUUGGCCUUGCAACACUUGUUAUUGGUGCAGUCGCUGUCAGUGCUGCAGCUCGGCAGCAUCUUCAUCAGGGCGCAUACGUGCAGCUUCUGUACUGAAGGCGGUAGGCAUACCUUAUCUGCGACACAGACACAAAAGGCAUGCCAUAAUCAAUCGUCGCGCAUGUCGCUCCAUGGGAACGGGGCGAUAAAGACACACCUCGGAGCCAGCACCAAAUGACUUUAUCAUUAAUGAACUGUAGGUUCUGGGUCGCCGCGUGUCGCGUGCAUUUGGGUCAGAAUGCAGCGAUCGCGCGGUCAAGAGUUGCACGAACGUUCGUCUAGUCAGGUAGCUCGCGCGUUAAGUUAGCGUCUGCAGUCAGUGGGGAAUUCCAGAGAGCGAGAGCAUUUAGAUGCUCACUCUAGUUGAUUGCAUGCAUCGAACGUAACACUGACUUCAGUUGAAUUAUGCAGGACGCGAUGUAACGGUUACCACUACAUCAGACUCUGGUAGCUGUCACUGUCCUUUGUUUAUUCAAAUGUAACUGGACUAUAAGAAUCAAUGUACUUGAUUGAUCCUGUGCGCGUGACACACCUCUCUUGUGCUGACACAUCUCCAAUGUACUGUGCCCGACACCCUGGGAAAAUAGGCGACGUGUAUGAGUUACAAAAGCAUGUAUAUAUUAUUGACUGCACGAAAGCCCGCUACUUCCUGCUUUGCACGGAUAUCAAAGCAUCUGUUAAUGCAGCUCGCCAAUUUGCGGGUUUCGAGAUUAGCGUUGCAUCGCCAGCUAACCUAAGUGGCCCGUACAGGUCACACAACCUGUCGGUCAAUGAGUCGCUGCUAGGCACCAAGAAGUGCAAGGUUUUUAUUCAUGAUGAGAUCAUGCUAUCUCUAGAACGUUUAGUGCUGUUGGAGUGUCCAUUUUCCAUACAGUGUGUCGCAAUUGUACUAAACAUUAAAAAAAAUGUGCCAGAAUACCACAGAUUUCUACACAUGUGUGGCCACAAGGUUUUGCGUUCAUUGGCGUGUUGUUAUUUAUCGCAGUAUUUCACAUCAUUUGUCCGUUUACGAAUAAAGUAAUCUUCAAAAAAAUACCUGGAAAUGCUUAGUCUUUUUAGUAGUGACCUUGCAGCUGCAUUGCACAAUUAAAAAUGCCAGCUUUGGAAAUAAUGGUUUAGCGUAUAUGUGUUCUCAGCGUUUACAAACACGCAAAAAAAAACUAUUUCUUUCUAUUCAUUUUACGUAGCAAUGCGGGCGAUUUUUGUACUAGUAAUGGGCUUAUCGUGCUCUUUGUUUCCCUCGGAAAAUAUUUUUCAAAACUUCAUUCAAUAUGAACUUUCGUAAUAGUGGUUCUUUCUAUGCAGUAAGCGUACGGGCCAGUGCUGUAGUCCAUUUUCAUGGUUUCCUGCAAAGACUCGAGUGAGAGAGCAGCUGUCUUCACCGAAUAAGUUCCACUUGGAUGAAAGCACUCCCGUUUCUCCGUCACGACGUCCUUUCCUCUAGCUUUGUGAGCGGAAAACCAUCGAGAAUGUUUCUGUAUAAUGCUACAACGGUUCGCGCAUUUAUUACGAUCAAGGUCUGUGCUCCGAAAUUCCCAUUUAUGCACUUAUCAAUACUUCCCCGGUGAUUAGGUGCAUUGUUUUACGUGUGCUGUGCCGUACUUGUAUAAUGCCGCUUAAUUUCAUAUAAAGGCUGACCCAAAUAUUUCGAUUUGUGCA
This is a messenger RNA of Dermacentor andersoni, 3119 nucleotides long. RefSeq lists its product as uncharacterized. The record is from RefSeq and is a predicted model, not a curated record. Lineage: Eukaryota; Metazoa; Arthropoda; Arachnida; Ixodida; Ixodidae.